Laccaria bicolor S238N-H82 is the source of this 1728-nucleotide messenger RNA. RefSeq lists its product as uncharacterized. Bases 1 to 1728 code for a protein of 575 amino acids. The transcript has 3 exons. Lineage: Eukaryota; Fungi; Basidiomycota; Agaricomycetes; Agaricales; Hydnangiaceae. The record is from RefSeq and is a predicted model, not a curated record.
AUGACACCCGACGGCUUGUGGCGAACACAUGCUUUGCGGCUCGAGAACGAAUACGCCUCUUUGAAGGCAAAGUAUGAAGUGGAAAAGAUGAAGACUCUCGCGCUCUCAGCAACUACGCGAACGUCAUGUGUCCCGGAGAGUUCAGCUCAGUCAGUAACUGAAAUGGCUAAAAGGAAGUCGAGAAAGAAAAAUGCUCCGACAAUUCCAACAAUGCCUCCGCGUUUAGAUUUGAGAUCUGUUCUGGAGGAACUGAAUCCUCGAAGUGGCAUUCCAAUCCUGAUGGGUCUCUGGCCAGGAAUUCUUAUCACUGCACUGGAUUCGUUUUUCCGGCUGGCUUCUAGUCAGGAAGAGUCUCGGGUGCCGCCAGAAACUCUCCUUCCAUCUGGCCAGUGUGCCCUCGAUGCUAUCCGUGCAUCACUGAAGAGUAUCAUCGAAUGUGACGAUAUCUCUAAACCUCAAUUAGAUAUUCUCAAGGUGCUUGACAUUCUCACUCAAGACGUCAUCGUCACUGCUCUUCCUACCAUCGCAUCCCUUCUUCCAGCCAACGGCCUACUGGAUUCCUUCAUAUCAACAACACGGGAACUACUACUUCUACUCAUUCAUUCAUUCCUUCCUCUUUCCGUAACGUAUCUCCAACGUUCUCUUUUGGCUGGCUCCAAAUCCUCAAAUACACACUGUUCUGACGAUGGGGACCGGAGCAUCGUCGUCGACGUGAGGGCUGACAUACUGGUCCUGUUUCGGAAUGUUUUAUGCAAUCUUUUUGGCUCAUCCUCGCGGUCAAGAGACACAGUAUCGUCGGUCCUCUCACGGCUCCAUGGCGUUCUGCGGCUCGACCUUGACAAUUUGAGACUGUCGCUAGCACUGGAGGCAAUUCGGGAACUUGACUGUGUGCUUUUCAGCAGCGGCAUGAAGAUCAACGGGAACAGCUCUAACGGAAGCUAUCGAGAAAGUGACGGUUUUUCUCUCUGUGUUCCCACAGACACAAUACCUCUGCUUGCAGAAGGAGAGGAUCAAGUUGAAAGGACUGCACAUAACGACGACGACUUUCUGUCUGUGAAGAAGCUUGCGGUCAAAGAUACUCUGUGGUACCUAUGCACUUUGCUCCACGUUCUCUCAGGCGACAAUGUUCCGCCCGAUUCUGAAGCGAAUCAUGCUGUCGACAAUGACAGAGUGUUGGAAAGGUCGGCCAACGCACAGCCAUCGCAUCUAGCGCCAAGUCUAGCUGAAGACACGAGGAUCGCACAUGAAGAAAUUACGAAAUCGUUUCGCAAGGCCGUAGAAACUGCUUUAUUUGAACUGGUUAUCAAAUGCCAAAAGAGCAUGAAGGCCACCCUGGUUAGGCGCUGUCGGGAAGUCGGACAGGAGGCCGUUAUCCUCACAGAAAGAAACAAUUCAUCCCCUGCACCUAACAUAGCGGGAUCGCCGACACAAGGCAAAGAUGUCAAUGGUGACGAACCCAAGGUUUUACUCGGUGAUCAUUUUCAAAGACGUUCCUCCUCCCUAAGAAGUGGAAGCCGAGCGGGGGAUUUGCUCUCCGGAGAAGAGCUUAAGAAAGGGUUUCGCAAUUUGGAUCGCUGGCCUCAGGUGAUGACAAGCGAGGGGCAAAACAGGGCGGAUCUACCAAUAAUGGAGCAUUCUAAAAAACCAGUUCUAUGCCCUGUUGAUGAAAUGGGGUACGGGAUGAUCUUGGGGGUGGUCGAGCGGUAUCUGAUGGGUCGGGUGCUUUGA